GAUAAUUUCUUUUGAUGUGGAUGGUGUUUUCAUCAUAUAUUUUUCUAGACACAACGGAAGACAAGGAUGACAGAUUUUCAAAAUGAAUUUUAUUACAAUUUUUAUCACGCUUACUGUAAUUUCCAUAAACUCAGUAGUAUAUGGUUGCCAAUUUUAUCCAGUAGGUGAAUAUUUACGCUUUGUUCGAGUACCUGAAAAUUUACAAGUUGGUGGAGAAGUAUUACAAGUACAAGUAUAUCCAAAACAAAAUUUAACGAUACAGCCAAUAGAUAAGAAAGAAGAUAUUCAAUAUUUUACAUAUCAUAAUGUAAAUAAAACAACAAUUUCAGUUCGAUUAGCGCAUACGCUAGAAGAAUUAGUAGAUAGGGAUAAUCCACAAAAUGUGUUAAAAUUUCGCCUUGUUUGUGAGCAUAACGAUGGUGAUGAUACGAUUUCCUCGUAUUUAUCGGUGACUGUUUAUGUAGAAGAUAUUAACGACCAUGCACCAACAUUUAUUGACGCUCCGUAUCAUAUCACCGUCGAUGAAUUAACACCAGUCGGUUUAACAAUAUUUCGGGGCAUUCAAGCAUUUGAUCGUGAUAAACCAAAUACACCAAAUUCAGAUGUACAAUAUAGUAUUACAGCAGGUGAUACUCGAGGCCGAUUUGCACUUGAAAGCAGCCACCGUGCAUUACUUGUGGUGAAGAAACCAUUGGAUUAUGAUAGUGGAGAUCGUGAAUUUCGUUUAACAAUUACAGCAACAGAUCGAGGUUCACCUUCGAAGAGUACGAAUACAACAAUGACGAUUACAAUUUUGGAUAAUGAUGAUUUAAAUCCGAAAUUCACUCAAGAUAUUUACAAAACACAAAUUUUGGAGUUUUAUCCCAUUACGGGAAAUCAAAUACACCAAGAAUUAAAAUUUAAACCACCUAUAUUUGCAUACGAUCAAGACAUUGCAUUGGAUGCACCAAUACGUUAUGAUAUUGUGGCAGGAAAUGAACGACGUUUAUUUGCAUUAGACCCAAAGAAUGGCACACUUUUUCUAGAAAAAGAAAUUGAUUUAGAUAUGGAAACACGACUUCCUGGAAAUACAUUCAUAUUACAAUUACAAGCAUCACAAAUCGAUAAUUUAUUAAAAACAGCAUUAGCGCGAGUUGAAAUUGAAGUUAUUGAUAUUAAUGAUAAUCUACCGGAAUUUGAAGUUGAUUUUUAUAAUAUAUCAAUUGUAGAGAAUUUACCAAAUGGUUUUAGUGUUUUACAAGUUGUAGCAAAUGAUCGUGAUCAAGGUGAAAAUGGUGAAUUUGCAUUUGUACUAAGUGAUCGUAGUGGUGCAUUUAAUUUGGAUUCAAGAACUGGAUGGUUAACGGUACGCGAUCAAUCCGUUCUUGAUCGUGAAAAACAACAAACCCUAUCAAUGAAAGUUUAUGCAAAAGAAAAAGAGGAAAGUGUAAUUACUAACGGAAAUGCUUCCUCUUCAGUCACUGUGCAUGUAACAUUACUUGAUGCCAAUGAUAAUAAUCCAAUGUUUAUUCCAAGUAAUUUAUAUGAAUUUUCAAUCAAUAAUGAUGUUAAAUUGGGUUACACUGUGGGUGCAGUUAAAGCUGUUGAUCCAGAUUUAGGACGAAAUGGGAUGGUAUUGUAUGACUUACAAAAGACAUCAAAUAAAACAGGCCCAUUACCAUUUGGUAUCGAUGCACAAACUGGAAGAAUAACCGUAACGGAUGUACCAUUAAUUGAAGGACGUCAUGCAUUAUUUGUCGAAGCAUCAGAUCAACCAGCCAAUCCAAGUGAGCGUCGUUUUUCUUUGGCAGUCGUAACUGUUGAUGUUAUACGUCCAGGCUUUCGUGCUGAGGAUGAUUUACCAGACUUCGUUGGAGCGCCGUAUGAAUUUUGGGUCGGUGGUAAUGUAGGUAUUGGUACCAGUGUAGGUCAGAUUCGAAUUAAUGAAGCUGCUCGUAAAAGUAAUGUGGUAUAUGAUCUCUUGCACAGUUACCAUGAUGGAGUACCCUUUGCUGUGGAAGAACGUUCUGGAACGAUUACCGUUAUAAGUGAAUUGGACCGUUUUCAUAGACAACUUUAUGAUUUUGAAGCGGUUAUUACAAACGAAAAAGAUUUAACUUUGGUUACAAAUGUUACCAUCCAUGUUGUGGAUCCCGAUGAUGAACGAGGAAUAUUAAUGAAAGGCACAAGCGGAGCACCAAUUGAAUUUCGAGUACGUGAAAAUAUGUCUGGAGCACUAAUUGGACGAUUAUUUUAUCAAAAUAUGACCAAAAACACAACAUCAAAAUCGUUACGAUUUGUAAUUGCAAAUCAACCCGAUGUGACUGACUAUAUUGCGAUAUCCCAAGAUGGUACAUUGUAUACUAAAAAAGGACUUGAUCGUGAAGAAAGGGAUACAUAUCGCUUAACUGUAAUUGCUGAAUAUAACAAAGGAUUUUUAAGUGGAGCUGGUAUUUAUCAAGUUACUGUACAUGUUGAUGAUGAAAAUGAUAACGCCCCCAUUUUCACUCAAUCAUUUUAUGAAGGUAAAAUUAAAGAAAAUUCACCACGAUAUACUGAAGUACAGAUGUCACAUUUAAUCAAUGCAACGGAUAAGGAUAAAGGAGUUAAUGCUCAAUUUACGUUGACAUUGUUUGGCGAUGGGCAAGAUUUAUUCCAAGUGAAUCAAACAUCUGGUAAAAUAAUUUAUAAGGGCACCAAAGACGGAUUAGAUCGAGAAUCAAAACCUGUGUAUAAUUUUCGAUUAAUUGCACGUGAUAAGGGUAGUUUAAGUUCUGAAGUGAAAUUAACUAUAAAUAUUGAAGACGAAAAUGAUAAUGCUCCUACAUUCUUACAAAUGGUUAUUUUACCGGAUCAAGGUGUGAAAUUAGUUGAAUACGAUGAAAUGCAUGCGAAUUUAACAACAGCGAAAAAUAAUUUCACUGAUAUUUUAACAAUGAAUUCAAAUAAUCAAGUCAUGUAUUUUGCUCCAUUAAUAAGUUUACCAGAAAAUAUACAAAUUGGGACACCAAUUGUUCGUUUAUUAGCAAACGAUCGAGAUUUUGGUGAUAAUGCCCAUUUAACAUAUAAUAUAUUAUCAGAAACAAUAAAACAAUCUCAUGCUACGGUAAAAAUUGGACCACGAAUUCUUACACAAUUCUUUAUGAUACAACCUACUACUGGUGAAGUAAUUGUCGCAAGAACUUUACCAGCUGAAACCGAAUUUCGUUUAAAUAUCUCUGCUACAGAUCAUGGUGGAUUAUCUGAUAAUGUGACAAUACGAUUAACUGUUAAAGACAUUAAUGAUCAUGCACCCACUUUUAAACAACCAUGGUAUAGUUUUGAUGCAUUAGAAGCGCGUUAUACAAAUAAAAUUUUGGGUACAAUUGAAGCCGUAGACAGUGAUUUUGGUGAAAAUGCAAAUAUUUCAUAUUCAAUUUCCGAUUAUGAAAAUUUACCAUUCAGUAUAAAUGCCAGAAGUGGCGUUUUAACAAUCAAUGGCGAGUUAGAUCGAGAAAUAAAUGAUCGAUUUACAUUUACAUGUGUCGCUGAAGAUAAUGCUCCAGGCGAAUCAAAAUUACGAAGUUUUGUUGAUGUAGAAGUAAAUGUUCUAGAUGUAAAUGAUAAUGCGCCACAAUUUUAUGGUUAUGAUAAAUUGAUUUCAACUCCUCAUCCUGAAUCUUCAACUAUUCCGAAUCAUAAUUUUGAAGCUGUACAAUUAACUCCAAUAUAUUUUGCCACUGUGGUAGAGAAUAGUCAAAUUGGAACAGUUGUAACAAAAAUAUUUGCAAAUGAUUCUGAUUUUCCUGGAAAUGGUAAUGGUUUAUUACUAUUUGAUAUUCCACAUCGAAAGAAUCAUGAAAAUUUAUUUGCAAUUGAUUCCAAAGAAGGAGUAGUGACCACAAUUGGAAAGUUAGAUUAUGAAUUACAAAAUACAUAUAAUAUUACGAUUAUUGCUUCUGAUUUAGGAUCACCCAGUCUAAGUUCAACAUGUUUAUUGAUUAUAUCAGUUAUUGAUAUCCCAGACGAAGAACAAGCUGUUCUGAUACGUAACAUUGAUCGACCCGUAUUCUCGCAUAGAUAUUAUGAAGUAGAAGUUGAAGAAAAUAUUCAAGUACCCUUGAAGUUGUUAACAUUGAAUAUCACGGAGGAGUAUAAAGAUAUGAAUUUACAAUAUAAUAUUGUAGUACCAUCUGAUGAUAAUAAAAAUAUAUUAAAAAUGUUCAAAAUUGAUUCACAAAAUGGUACAUUAUAUUUAAUAAAAAGUCCAGAUCGUGAACAAAUUGAUAAAUAUGAAAUUAUUGUUCGUGUUGAUAAAUCAAAUAAAGCUGGACGAGGAUUAAUGGAAAUGGUAUAUCCAAUUGGCCCUGAGCGUUUAUCAGAAAUACAUCCAAAUGAAGCAAAAGUUAUUGUAAGAAUAUUAGAUUUAAAUGAUAAUUUUCCAAAAUUUGAAACAAAUGGACGGCCAAUAGUUGCAGCAAUACCAUCUAGUGCUAAUUUUGGAUACCAGAUUUUGAGAUUACAGGCAACCGAUGCCGAUUCUGGAUUAAACGGAGAAAUACGAUACCAAAUACUUGGACGAAGUGAUGAUCAAACACGGCGAUUUGCAAUUGAUCCCUUAACUGGUCAAGUGCGUUCAGUUGUAAGUUUUGCACGUGACGCUGGCAGAGUUUUUGGAUUUGAUGUUAAAGCCACUGAUCGUCGAGGUGCAGAUGAUGGAAAAUCAUCAAUUGCAAAUGUUUUUGUUUACGUAUUGGAUGAAGAAAAACAAUUAAUAAUGGUUAUGGGAAGUCAACCAAUGGAUGUUGAAAAAAGUAUGGAUAACAUUACUUUGGCUUUAUAUAAUGUUACUGGCUACGAUGUUCGAAUCCGAAAAUUGGAACCACACACAGAACAUAAUCUGGUUGAUAGUUCUGCAACUGAUAUGUUUUUGUACGCUGUCGAUCCAUUGUUAAAUGUGAUAAUUGAUAUGAAUCAACUCGAAAGUGUUUUACAUGAAAAGCAAGUGGAUAUUAAACGUCAAUUAAAACCAUAUAAAGUACUUGAUAUUGGUAUGGGUGUCCAAUCAAAUAGUCAAAUAAAGAAUCAACGAUUCAUUUUAUCAACAUUAGAAGUAAUUGUUAUUAUUUUAGGAUGUGUUAUAUUUGUUGUUGCACUUAUUGCAGCAUUGUGUAUAAGUUGUACACGUCAUAAACGUAGAAAAGCAUCUGGACAAUAUUUUGGAAAUAGCCAUCAUCACCGACCUGUUUCUACAACUUUGGGAUAUUCUUUGGGAGCACCUGGUGGAGAUUCUGGUACUUUGAUAAAACCACCUUCAACCAAUUCUCUUUAUCCACUUCGGUAUGGUGAAAUGCUAUCGGAAUAUACAACUCCGACCAAAACCGAUCCUUCAUACAUUAUUGAAUCCCACCAUUCUAAUAGUCCUGGUAGUGGUAAACCAAGACUAUUACAAACACCUGCACAUCAUCAACGAUUUAAUGAAUCUUCCAAUACUGAUAUACAUUUUUACAAUAGUAAUAAAUAUAGGGGUCAGUAUGGUGGUAUUAUCAGAGGUAAUAUACCAACAGCCGGACGUCGUAGUAGCCUUAGUGCUAUAGAUCGUGCUGUACGCGCUGGUCAACAUAUUGGUAUGGAAACAUCAAUUGCAUCGCUACAUUCUAGUGGAAAGGAUUCUGGGAUCGUAGACGGAGCACAUGAUCAUCAUAAUGCACAACAUCUUUGUCAUUGUGGACAAUCGACGUCACACUCAUCGGAGGAAAGUUCUAACAGCUAUGAAGAUUCAUUACAAUCAAUGCACCGUGAUUUAUGUCCAAUGACACAACAUCACAGGUCGUAUUCAUCGUCUGGGCGGCGAUUUAGUUUACCACCAAAUGAUCAUCAUUUUGAGAGGAUACAUCAAUCAUUUCGGGAUGAUAUUAUGCGUUCAACGCCAAUGAUACAUCGUAUGCCAAUUAUACAUUCAGGUCAUCAUAGUAACGGUGGUAGAUCAACAAUGUUAUUGGCAACAGGUCCAACGGGUACAGUGGCCAUACCAAGACGGCAUAGUGAACGAGUACUUCUUGCAUGUCCUGUACCACCAAACUAA
Chrysoperla carnea is the source of this 6043-nucleotide messenger RNA. RefSeq names its product cadherin-89D (gene Cad89D). Gene Ontology annotation, molecular function: calcium ion binding. Gene Ontology annotation, biological process: homophilic cell-cell adhesion. The record is from RefSeq and is a predicted model, not a curated record. NCBI's taxonomy places the organism in Eukaryota, Metazoa, Arthropoda, Insecta, Neuroptera, Chrysopidae. Gene Ontology annotation, cellular component: cell-cell junction; plasma membrane. The transcript has 19 exons. Bases 83 to 6043 code for a protein of 1986 amino acids.